Rhizophagus irregularis DAOM 181602=DAOM 197198 is the source of this 2604-nucleotide messenger RNA. Lineage: Eukaryota; Fungi; Glomeromycota; Glomeromycetes; Glomerales; Glomeraceae. The record is from RefSeq and is a predicted model, not a curated record.
AUGUUACAGGAAAAUAAUUUAAUUUUUAUAGAUCAAAUAACAACAUUAAAUAAAAAUUAUUUGCUAUCGAUUGAGGAAAUGGAAUUAAAAAGAUAUACAAAACUGAUUAGCACAAAACGCAUGUCACAAAAAAAUAGAAAGUCUUACGAAAGGAUAAUAAUAGAUCUCUCUUGCUCUAAGAUUAGUUUCAAGAUUAAAGCACAAAUUCAUAAUGAUAUGUUAGCUAUAGAUGAAAUAUAUAAUUUAAAAGGGACAAUUCUUUUACCAGCCACAAUUUUACCUGAAAAAGGCGCGACAGUUGUUUCAAGAAUAACUAGGGGACCAUUUCAGAAUCGUACAAUUUUUGGUAGGGUAAUUAAAACAAACGUGGAUAGCAAAAUAAUAUACUUAAAUCACUUCGAAACAUUAACAGAUGAUUUUGAAAAAAAUAUUAUAUUAAGAAAAUGUGAAGGCUGUGAAUUGGGAACUUUAAAUGCUGAAGUGUUCAAAAAGGAAGUCAAAAGUAAAUGUUUAAUAAUAGAACGUAUAGAUAGUACUUUUUUGCUUUCACCAAAUAGAUGGAAUAAACAACACCAUUCAAAGAGAUUACAGAAAAAUACAUACUAUUAUGAGGGUAUCAGUGCUAAUUUUUAUGACGAAGUUUUGAGAUAUAAUUACGCUUUUAAUAGUAAUAUUAUAGAACAUAGAUUAGAUAAUGGAAGAAUGAUUCAAUAUGAAAUACCAAUUAAUGGAGAUAAUAUAGAUAAGUAUUUAGCUAAAGGAAAUAGGUAUAACAUCUCGUACCAACGGAUUAAACAGAUUAAAGAUAGAAUAAAGUUAGAUAAUUCAAACAACAUCCACGUAUAUAUAGAUGGAUCAGUAAUAGAUAAUGGAAGUGAAAACAUUAAAUCAAUAUUUGGAAUAACAAUCUAUGAUGAUAAAGAAAGAUUGAUAGAUAAAUAUUUUUCAACGAUAGAACAAUGGCUUACAUCAACAAAAGCAGAAACCAUGGCCUUUUUUGUUGCAUUAUUAUUAAUUAACGAAGAUAAAAAUUUUAUAAUAUAUACAGAUAGUUCAAAUGUAAUUAAGAAUUACGAGCUCUUAACGAAUAAAUGGUUGUCAACAACAACAAGGGAUAUUUUAAAUUUUGAUAAUAAUAACUCUCUUUGGUUUAAUAUUAAAGAAAUAUUAGAUAAUGAAGAAAUCAGAGGCUGGUAUGACAUGGAAGAUAGAUUAGCUAAUACUCUAGUUAUAUACAAUACUGAACAAUAUAAAUUUCCAAUCAUGUGGAAUUACUAUAUUAUAGAUAUGAAUUUAAGAAGAUUUAUAAGAUUUUUUACUAGAACACAGGGUCUUGAAAAAUUCUUAAAUUUAAACAGAAAUUGGAGAUAUCGAUUGCUAGAUGUUAAAUGGGAAAUAGUAUUUUCUUACAUUAAUAAGCAAUUAAUAGGAGAAACUACUUAUAAGACGGAUAAAUUUAUUUGUAAACAAAAGAGGAUGAAAAUACAACAAGAUUUUUACCAUGUUUGGACUUGUAGACAUAAUAGGAAAAUACUUAAACAAAUUAUCAAAAGAAUGAUAGACAAACUAAUAAGACUUUUAAAAGAAUAUGGCGCUACUGUUGAUGAAAAUAAAAUACUAACAGAUAUUAACAUAUUUGAUAUUUUUUUCCCUAAAUUUAGAAAAGAUAAAUUUAAUUUUAUAGAUCUAAUUAAAGGUAUUUUUCCAAAACAAUUAUAUGACUAUAUUGAAAAAUUGGAAGUUAUUGGUAAGAAAAAUAUAGUCAAUUUGGGGACGGAGCUUUUACAAUAUGUUAUGGAUGAAACAAAACAGCACAUUUGGCUACUUCGUUGUGAGAAGUUAAAGAUUAUAGAAAAACAUCAUGGGAUUACUGAAAAAGAUAAAAAGAAGUCUGAUAGUAACGUUGGUAAAGAAAAACAAGAAGAUAUUUUACAACGCCCUAUUAAUCUGUUCAGAAGAUAUGAAGAUUUGGAGGGUGUCAAAGAGUAUAUUUUAUUUGGUAAAGAAAUCCUGGAUUUUACAGUAGUUGUGAACCGGGUGGAAAAACAAGUAUAUUUUGUUUCAAAUCUUACAAAUUUGAAGAGUAAACUUUGUCAAUUACAAGAAAGUGAUAUAAGCAGUUUAUCAGGGCUGGUAAUGUCUUCUAAAAAUGAAAAUCUUCAUUUGGUUUUGCCUAUACUACCAAAAAUUAAGAGUAAUGAUUAUCUUAUUUGUAAAAUGAAUGUUAAAAAAAUAUUAUCUAAGGAUUGCUUUAUAAAAUUUAUACUUGAUAGCUAUUAUCGAGAAGAUCAUAUGUUAAAACAUAAAGAUGUAUCAAAAAUUGAGGGGUUAGGUUGGAUAGAAUAUAGGAUUUCAAUAUAUGACCUACGUAAUACUCAACUUUCAAUUGAAAUAAAUUUUAUUGAAAUGCAAAUAGAAUAUAUUCGAUUUGGAUAUAAUCCAUACACAAUAACUCACAUUCCCGACAUGAGUUUUGUGAGUUAUUUGUUACCAAAUUAUCACAAAUUUUUCUCAAAUGUUCCAGAAACUUUCAAAGACAAGUAUUUUUCAAGAAAAGAAAUAGAAAAUUUACUUAAUUUAAAAGAUAUCCUUAACAGCUUAUAA